Juglans microcarpa x Juglans regia is the source of this 681-nucleotide messenger RNA. RefSeq lists its product as uncharacterized. Bases 1 to 681 code for a protein of 226 amino acids. The transcript has a single exon. The record is from RefSeq and is a predicted model, not a curated record. NCBI's taxonomy places the organism in Eukaryota, Viridiplantae, Streptophyta, Magnoliopsida, Fagales, Juglandaceae.
AUGGGGGUUUUUGAGCUUCCUAAAGGCCUGUUGCAUGAACUCAACAAAUUGAUUAAAGGGUAUUGGUGGGGACAAAUCAAUCAAGAAAGGAAAAUAAACUGGAUUAGUUGGAAUCAGAUGGGAAAAUCAAAAAUUGGAGGAGGUUUGGGUUUUAGAGACUUUGAAAACUUUAAUAUUGCUUUGUUAGCAAAGCAAGGUUUGAGGUUAUUGCAAAACCCAAACUCACUAGCUGCCCAGGUGCUACAACUUAAGUAUUUUCCAUAUUCAGAUUUCUUUAAUGCUAAGUUAGGUAGCAGUCCUUCUUUCUUAUGGAGAAGCUUACUAGUGGUUAGACCUCUACUUCAAGAAGGAGCUAUUUGGAGGAUUGGGAAUGGAAAUUCUGUUAGAAUUUGGACUGAUAAGUGGUUGCCAACACCCUCUACCUUUAAGCCUCAAAGUGGUUUUCAGUUUUUUGAUAGAGAGGCCAAAGUGAAUUUGCUUAUUAAUCAUCAGACUAGAGAAUGGAAUAUCAAUGUUAUCAAGGAAAUUUUCUCAAAGGAGGAUGCUGAUACUAUUGUUCAAAUACCUUUAAGUCACUAUACCAGGUCUGAUCAACUGAUUUGGAGGUGUACAAAAAAUGGAAUGUUCAAUGUCAAGAGUGCUUAUUACUUGCAGGGAGAUAUUCUUAACAGCAGGCAGUGA